AUGGAGCGUCAGUAUCUGAAGAAGAUCAUUGCCGAAUAUGAAGCCUUGGACAUGGAAAUGCCUUGUAUCCGCAAGUUUCCUCGGCCACCUGCUGCCCGACCUCUUUGCCUUUGCUUGGAGAACCCGCCUGAAAAGGAGAUGAAGCAUGCUGAAAUCCUAGCAGCCAUAGAAGCCGUCAUUCCCAAUGCCUUUGAAGCAGGUCUGCUACGCAGCAUCCAAUUUGAAAACAUCAAUGUAAUCUGUGGAACUGCUGGGCGGAAGAACAGGUGGCUGAUCACAGUAUCAGAUUUCCGAACUCGGAAUCAGCUGUUGUGUUCUGGAUUAACCUUGGAUGAAAACCAUUUUGUGCUGCGACGCUGGGAUAAUCUGGUAAUGGAGGACUAUCGCAUGCACCUUCGAAGGUCCUUAGCUCGCCAGCGUCUGCUGAACACACUCAGUGACUCCUGGGAAGCCAGUCAUUUGGAUGGCAUCUGA
Notechis scutatus (mainland tiger snake) is the source of this 474-nucleotide messenger RNA. The record is from RefSeq and is a predicted model, not a curated record. NCBI's taxonomy places the organism in Eukaryota, Metazoa, Chordata, Lepidosauria, Squamata, Elapidae.